UUUUCAUUUGCUUUGUUUCUCCGUUAGCGCAAAUGGCGUUUGUCACUGCCAAUGCUGGAGUUAAAGUUAAUAUCAAGAGUCAACCAGAUGCGUUCUGGACUCAUAUUCAACUGUCCACAAAUUGGUUUCGUGUUGCCGUUCCUGACCUAUAUACAUCAAUAGUAUUGCCAGAUCCCAGUAACAGUGCGGUGCGCACAGUCACGUAUGGCCAAAGUUCUCAGAAUAUCAAAUCCUCGACUGAGCGCAUCACCGAAAACAGUCAGGCAAAAUUAACUUACACUGUAACUGCCGGUGAUAUCCUCCAAAAAUAUAAAGUCAACACCUUCCAGGCUACAAUACUUUACCCAAAUGACAAAUGGGUGGAAUGGAACUGGACCUACAACUAUCUCCCAGAGGACCAAAAAAAUGUUAUUGACCUUGAUGCAGACAUUGCAGAGAUUGCAGCGAAGACGCUGGCAAAACUUGAUAACUACCUUAAAAAACAGUAGCUCUAAAUUGCAUGGACGACCUGACAGCAUACAUAUGCUAUCUAAAUAAAGCAGACUCCUACUCCUAUGUAUGCUUAAUGCUCUGCACUUGUUAUGCUUAUGUAUUUUUCUUAAUUUAAAUAAAAUCUAGCCUUAUGGCUGGUUCAUAUGAUA
Hevea brasiliensis (rubber tree) is the source of this 641-nucleotide messenger RNA. RefSeq lists its product as uncharacterized. The coding region runs from base 33 to 488 and encodes 151 amino acids. The record is from RefSeq and is a predicted model, not a curated record. Lineage: Eukaryota; Viridiplantae; Streptophyta; Magnoliopsida; Malpighiales; Euphorbiaceae. Gene Ontology annotation, biological process: defense response. The transcript has 2 exons.